Hyaena hyaena (striped hyena) is the source of this 2863-nucleotide messenger RNA. RefSeq names its product zinc finger protein 77-like. The transcript has 4 exons. Gene Ontology annotation, biological process: regulation of DNA-templated transcription. Lineage: Eukaryota; Metazoa; Chordata; Mammalia; Carnivora; Hyaenidae. The record is from RefSeq and is a predicted model, not a curated record. The coding region runs from base 57 to 1352 and encodes 431 amino acids.
CGCGCUCCGCUCCUGCGCAGCCCCAGGUGCGGCUGUGGUCGCCGAGCAGCCCCGAGAUGGCCUCUGUGGUCUUUGAGGAUGUGGCUGUGAAAUUCACCCCAGACGAGUGGGCUUUGCUGGAUCGAGAUCAGAGGAAGCUCUACAGAGAUGUGAUGCUGGAGACGUGCAGGAACCUGGCCGCCGUGGAGGAGCAGAAAUUUCACAGCAGUGGAGAUCUGAGCCGAAUACAGGAAGGGCAUUUGAGAAGUCCUUUGGUGGAAGGUGUCUGUGAACAUAUUGAAGGAGAUCAAUGUGGAGAAUCCCUGAACCCGGUUACAAGUCUUACUGUGCGUGAAGGGCGUCCCACUGGAGGCAAAUCCUGUGAAUGCGCUAAGUGUAGAGAAGCCCUCACAGACGGUUCCUUCCUUGAGAAGCCGGAAAGAUCUCAGCCAGGACUCAAACCUAGUCCCAGUGAGGAAUGUGGGCCAGCCUGCAUCCCCGUCUUGAGCCUCAGCACUCACAUGGACGCAGACCUUGUAGAGAAACCUGGUGAAGGUCAGGACACUGGGAGAGCAUCUAAGACAUCGAAAUGUCUCAGUAAUAAAAUAUCUCUGGAGUGCCAGAAAUGUGGAAAAGCUUUCACUUGCACAUGUUCCUUUCUGGGCCAUGUGCGAAAUGACUGUGGACAGAGUGUCCAUACGUGUGACGUGUGUGGGAAGACCUUCUUGUAUCUCUCCUUCCUUACACGUCAUGUGAGAACUCACACUGGGCUGAGAACCUCUCAAUGUCAGGAGUGUGGGAGAGUCUUCCAGUAUAAGUCAUGUUUGAAAAAACACGUGAAGACACAUGCUCAGGAGAAACCCUAUACGUAUCAGCCGUGUGGGAAAGCCUUCCCUGGUCAGCAGUCCUUUUUAGAACCCAUGAAAGGGCACACAGGGGAUGGACCCUGGGAGUGUAAAGUGUGCGGGACAACUUUCAAGAUACGUGUACAUUUUGAACGUCACAUGACCACACACAACGUAGUGAAACCCCAUGAAUGUCAGGAGUGCGGCAAAGCCUUCAGGUAUCACCCAGAGCUGCAAGUACAUAUGAGGACACACACUGGGGAGAGACCCUAUGAAUGUAAGCAAUGUGGGAAAUCCUACCGGAAGCAUCAUCAUAUUAAACGACACAUGUCCACUCACAGUACAGUGAAACCCUAUGAAUGUCAGGAGUGUGGCAGAGCCUUCGGGCAUCAAUCAUACCUGCGAGUACAUAUGAGGAUACACACUAAGAAAAGACUGUAUGAAUGUAAGCAAUGUGGACAAGUCUUCCGGGACUACACAGACCUGCGAGUGCAUAUGGGGACACACACUGGGGAAGGACCCUGUUAAUGUAAGAAAUGUGGGAAAGCCUUCCGGGUGUAUACUCAUUAAACGUCACAUGACCACUCAGUGCAGUGAAACCCUAUGAAUGUAAGGAGUGUGGCAGAGCCUUGCGGGAUCACCCAGACCUGCAGCUACAUAUGAAGACACACACUGGUGAAAAACCCUAUGAAUGUAAGGAGUGGGAUAACUUUCAGAUAUCGGAAUCUGUGAGAACAUCUGAAGACACACAAUGGAGAGAGACCCUAUAAAUGUCAGCACUGUGGAAAAGCAUUUAGUCGUCACUGUACCCUUGUGCUACAUACUGAGAAUUCACAAAAAGAUGGACACUUGGAAAGUAAGGAGUGAGAGGAAACUUUCAGGAAGCAUCGACCUUUUGAAUGUCACUGAACUCCACACGAUGUGAUGAAACCGUGUAUAUCAGGAGUGUGGCGGCGCCUUCAGGUGUCCAUCACUCCUGCAGGUUCACGUGUAGUCACACGCUGCGGAGAGACCUUUUGAGUGUACGGAGUGUGGGAAAGCUUUCAGUCAGCUGCAGAAUUUUCAAGGUCAUUUGAAAACACACAGCGCAGUUAAACCCUAUGAAGGUAAGAGGUGUGGGAAGGCGUACAGGUUCUCAUCUCUUCGAGUGCACAUGAAGCAACACCCUGGGUGAGACCUUGACACGCCCCCGCUCCUGCAAGAACACGUGAGGCUGCACAGUGGACAGUAAGCCUUUGUAUGUAAGGACUCUGGUAAGACCGUCCAGAGUCCCAAAGACCUGCAAGUAAUGUGAUGACCAUCGGUGGGCAGAACCUUAUGAAUGACUGCUCUGUGGGAAAGCCUUCAGUUGUCCCUCUUCCCUUGGAGGACACAUGUGAAUGUAAGAACCAUGGAAAAGCCUUUAGGUAUCUCAGGAAUCUGUGAGCACAGACACACUGUGAGAAAGCAUUUACUGUCCCUUCAGGUCUUAGUGAAAAUGCGAGCCAGUACAAUGGAGAUGAUCCUGAAUGGACACAAUUUCGAGAAAAUCAGGUAUACAACUUCAUGUAUUUUGUUCAUGAAAAUUCAGUCAGGAGAGAAAUCUUUUCAUUGUUGUGGAUAUGGUUUUGAGUUUCCAGGUGCCUCUUCUUUGGUUGGGAUCCUAAGUGUAUGAAUUCCUAGUUCGUGUCACUGAUAGGAAAACUGAUGGUUUUAAGUGGCCUUCGUUGUCCUCUACGUCUGUACAACCUAGAUGUUGUUAUCUCAGACUUGAAGUAAUGACACAGUUAUGUACAACGUGUUUCUUUUCCAUUUCAAUGUCUUUGGACCCGGAGGUGAUAAAAAUGUGUCUGUUGUUGCUAUGUACAUACAACUUUGUAUACUUUUACAAAAAAAACCUCUUGAAUUAUAUGUUCCAAAAUGUUCCUGUUAAGUUUUCUUGACGUGAGACCCUUCAUUGUUGGAAGUUCUCUGUUCUCUGUUGUGAUACUGGGAUAAUCUGAUUUUGUGUCUCGUCUUCUUUACAGGUUAUAUUAAUAAAAGAUGUAUUUUCACAUCAA